This is a messenger RNA of Physella acuta, 2646 nucleotides long. RefSeq names its product sphingosine kinase 2. Gene Ontology annotation, biological process: phosphorylation; sphingosine biosynthetic process. Gene Ontology annotation, cellular component: cytoplasm; intracellular membrane-bounded organelle; membrane. Lineage: Eukaryota; Metazoa; Mollusca; Gastropoda; Physidae. The record is from RefSeq and is a predicted model, not a curated record.
CAAGUUUAAAUUUUUAUUUAUUGCACAUUUUUUCUAAUUUCUUAUAACAAAUACAAUUUUAAUAAUUUUAAAAUGUCACUAUAACUGAUAGGCUAUCUGAUGCUACUUGAAAAAACUAUCCAAUUGUAUUGUAGAGCUGUAUUUUGCAAUGCAAGUCUCUACAGCAUAAUUUACAUAACUUUUUUUAUACACAAAGUGUGACAAAGUAGAUUUUUAUUUUAAAAAGUAUCAAUGCAGACCUAUGUAUAAAAUACAGAUAAAGUAGCCUUUUUAAUAAAAGGAAACAUUUAAAUUUUAAUUUAAAAAAAAAAACAGCCAGUUGCAUUCAGUUGUUUACAUGUAUAUUAUUGAACCAGCACAUGAAGGCCUGAAGGAUUUUUUUUUAUUAUGUUAAUGCUAACCAAGCGUUACUCAACCUGCUUGCUUUCAUUCAGUUAUUUAAAUUUCAUUUUUCUGAUUUAAAAAUGUUAAAAUUAGUGUGUUAAACUGUAGAAGUAGUUGACAAUUUUUUUAAAUAAAUUAAAUCCCUUAACUUUAUUUUUCAGUUAAUAUUUAGAAAGUAACAUAAACAAUUAGAUACAUAUUUAAUCACAGUUUGCACUUAAUAAAUCCUUAAAAGUAACUUAUCUUUCAGGGCAUAUCGUUGUGGAUUUCAGUCUUGAAACAUUUGCGCAUACAUAAUUACAGUCAGAAAAUGAUGAAUGUUCUCACUCAAGACAUUCCAAACAGUGUGCCCCCACCCAGAGGAAAGCUUCUCUUUCUCAUCAACCCCCACAGUGGGCCUGGCAAGGCUCACAUCAUCUUUAAAACAGAGAUUGUGCCAAUGCUCUUUGAGGCAGACAUUCCAUACAAGGCUUUCAUUACAGACCAUGCAGGCCAUGCCAGUGAGUUGAUAAAAGAAAUAAAUUUGUCAGAGUGGUAUGGAGUAGUGAUUGUUUCAGGAGAUGGGCUAAUAUAUGAGACUAUAAAUGGAAUAAUGCAGCGAGAUGACUGGGCAUCUGCCAUUAAGAUUCCAGUGGGCUGUCUGCCUGGUGGAUCAGGCAAUGCUCUGUGUUGUGCCAUUAACUAUGCAGCAGGGGAACCGUUGGAUGCAUCAAUGGUUCUUCAUUCCACCUUUGUCUUAACCAAACACAAAGUCAUUCCAAUGGACCUUGUUGCUGUACACAUUCCCAAUCAGACCAUCUUUUCUUUCCUAUCAGUGACAUGGGGUAUCAUGGCUGACAUAGACUAUGAGAGUGAAAAGUAUAGAAAACUAGGGGAAGCCCGCUUUACAAUAGGAGCUAUUAAUAGAAUUUUUAGCCUUCGCACAUACAGAGGUCGUGUUUCAUUUUUACCAGUUGCAGAAUACAAUCCAAAAGAAACAGGCAACUCAAAGAAAGUGCUAACAAAAAUCCGCAGGUUCUCCCUUAGGAGUCGCAGUAAUAGUAAAAGCACAAAUGACUCGACAGAAAGUGUAGCCAAACAGCGCUGCUACAGUAUGGACCACAGUGCCUAUGGCGAGCGCCAGAUGUAUUUAGGCGAUGCCAAACUGGACAGGGGGGAUCAUAAAGAAAUUUCUGGAAGUUCUGUGGAUGAGAGUAUGGUAACUGAGGAUGUAUUCGACAAGACCAGUUUGAAUAAGGAAGAAAUGGACAUUGGUGCUGAUAUGUCUGAGCAAGGAAAUAAUGUAACAAAUUAUAAUAAUAAAAACGAUACUGAAUCCACCAAUUCAGAUGCUGACCAGUUAAAUAAAGAUAAAAUUGUUUCUAUGGUGGAAUCAUUAAAUGGUGCCUUGGAACCAAAAGGGGAUAAAAACAUUAAUCAGCAAACAACACAACAGAAAGAAAAAACUGAGAAUGCAACAACUCUUAACUCUAGCUCAGUAGAAAGUGGUCACAUGACCAUCCUAUCUGAAAAACAAGAAAUAGUAGUUGAGGAAGAAAGAUACCACUGCAAGAAGUCUGACUACGCGCCAUUCCCCACGCCUCUCUUACCACCUUUAGACCAGGAUGUACCAGACAACUGGGUGAAGUUUGAGGGAGACUUCAUCCUGGCCGCGGCUGUGUAUCAGACCCACCUGGGCAGCGACAUGCUGGCAGCACCAGAUGCACACCUGCAAGAUGGGGUCAUUCAUUUGAUGAUGGUCCGGGAAGGGAUUUCAAAAGCUGGCUUGUUGAAAUUGUUUUUGUCUUUCGGUCAAGGCGGCCAUGUGCACUCACCUUAUGUUGAAAGUGCUAAGGUGCUAGCAUUUCGGAUAGAGCCCAGCACUACAAGUGGCAACAUAAUGAUUGAUGGUGAAAGAUUUGAUCCAAGCCCAAUUCAAGGACAAAUUUUGCCUGGUUUAGCCAGAGUAAUGGCUAUUCAGUAAUCCCUACAGAGUUACUUAAGUUGGUACACAAAUAUUUGAUAAUAAAUUUACAAUAUUUAUAUGUAACUUGUAAAUGCAGAUUUGUUGUUUUACUAGUUAAUUUUUGUGUUAUUCUCCCCCAUUCCAUUAUACUAUACUUUUGCAUAUGUAUGUACAUAGUUAUACUGCCUUUUGCAUGUAUGUCUUUACAAUGUUAGAUAUGUAAAUUUUUCACUAGCUAAUUUAGACUAAAAAUGUAGUUUUAUAUGAAAUCACAAUGUGAAACAUGCACAUGUGCCUUUAUUUAUAAAGAUAUUUUC